Molecule: messenger RNA, 1525 nt
Organism: Glossina fuscipes
Lineage: Eukaryota; Metazoa; Arthropoda; Insecta; Diptera; Glossinidae
Gene: Drip
Product: aquaporin
Exons: 5
Coding region: 483-1229 (248 amino acids)
Biological process (GO): transmembrane transport
Cellular component (GO): plasma membrane
Molecular function (GO): water channel activity
Source: RefSeq, a predicted model, not a curated record
GUGAGAAAUUGCUAUAUACACUGCACUGUGAUAUCAUCGUAUCAUCGUAUUCGCUUUCGCGAAAACUUCAACGCUCUACUGAAGAUUGCAGCCGCACAAUGAAUUCAAUUCGUAUUUGAGUUUAAAGAGCGUUCAAGCUAACAGUGAAAUAAGAAAAAAGAAAGGAUAAGAAAAGAAAAAAUAUGAAAAAUUGUAAAUUUAUUUUUUAUACAAUUUAAUUAAUAAUUAUAUUUAACUAUUUGAGUAUAGAUGCUUAAGUGUCUCGGAUGUUUCUUCCAUUAACACAUAGCCACGCGAAAUUGCAAUAUAAAAACAUUCUAUUGACGCGUUAAGAUAAUUCCAAAAUUGUAUUUUUAAAACGGUUUUAUUCUGUGUUUUGUUACUCUAAUGGAUGAAGUUACGCCCUAAGUGGAAUAACACAAAGGAAACAGCAGUUUAAGCAUUGCACUCCGUUUAUAAGUGAGCGACAUAAUCGAUUAAAAAUGAAAGCAGACAUGUCAAAAUUUAUAGGAAUUUCCGAAUUUACGCAGAAUAGGAAAAUAUGGCGAAUGCUAUUUGCUGAGCUUGCGGGGACAUUCUUACUGGUUAUCAUUGGUAUAGGCAGUUGCACGAGUGGUGCGGACUGGUCCCCCAGCGUGCCUCAAAUAGCAUUCACAUUUGGUUUAACUGUGGCAACGCUUGCACAGACGGUCGGUCAUAUAAGUGGAUGUCACAUAAAUCCUGCUGUUACAGUCGGUUUCUUGAUAGUAGGAGAGAUGACUUUACUAAAAGCUAUUUUUUACAUAAUAGCACAGUGCGUCGGAGCAAUGGCUGGAUCGGCGGUUUUGAGUCUAGCUAUCCCUGACACACUUGGCAGUAAUGGCCUGGGCGUCUCUAACUUUUCCUCGCUCAGUGCUGGACAGGCAGUGUCAAUUGAAGCCUUCAUUACAGCUAUCUUAGUGCUGGUAGUGAAAGCAGUGUCAGAUUCAAAACGGCAAGAUAUAACGGGAUCAGCCCCAUUGGCCGUAGGGCUGGCUAUCGCUACGGGUCAUCUUUGUGCGAUUAAAUUAACUGGAGCCAGCAUGAACCCAGCACGCUCAUUCGGUCCAGCCGUAGUUCACGACGUUUGGGAAAAUCAUUGGGUUUAUUGGAUUGGUCCCCUUGUUGGCAGCGUGGUAGCUGCCGUUAUUUAUAAAUUAAUCUUCAAGCAAUCUAAAGAAGAUGAUGACACGAACUCCUACGAUUUUUAACCAAGUUUUUCGUGCGAUAGUAAGAAGAAUAAUAUCCUUCUUUUUCUCAAAUAAAGAACCAUCCAGGUACACAUAUUACGUGGAUGUCUUUUUUUUCCCAUAUCACUUCCUUACAAGUUUUAUUGAAAUAAUUAUAAAAAAAGAUACGCCUGUCAUUGUACCUGAAAUCAUCGAUAUGCAGUCCAAAAAUUAUUUACUAGAUCUUCUUGUGUAAUAUCGCUGGGAUAAAAGGCUUAAUUCGUAUCGUACUAUAUUGAAAUCGUGUUAUACGAAACUUUCUUUAUUUUAUUUUUUAA